Molecule: messenger RNA, 4465 nt
Organism: Choloepus didactylus (southern two-toed sloth)
Lineage: Eukaryota; Metazoa; Chordata; Mammalia; Pilosa; Megalonychidae
Gene: CEP57L1
Product: centrosomal protein 57 like 1
Exons: 13
Coding region: 416-1849 (477 amino acids)
Cellular component (GO): centrosome
Molecular function (GO): gamma-tubulin binding; identical protein binding; microtubule binding
Source: RefSeq, a predicted model, not a curated record
GUGAUUGAAUUGCUGCGUUGCUGACUCCUUUUCAGGUAGAGUGACAGCAGCGACUACUCUGAGAGCAGCAAAGGGCUAUGCCAGAAAUCUCACAGGACAAAACAGAUGCAGUAGGCCCUUUCACAAGUGCUGAUCAAGACUUGGUGGCUUCCAUGUUAUAAUUUAUAAAAUAUUUGCAAAAGGGAACAACAAUAGACAUAGUCUUCCAUGAAGAGCAGACAGUGUUUGAGCAGCAACAGCCCAGAGGAAUAAAGACAUGACUCACACUCUUUGUGGGGAGGUGCUCAGACUAUGAGAGGUACGUGGGACUUACGAUCAACAGAGAAUCCAGCAAAUUCACAUUGCCCCGUCAUGCUUACUCCAGGGCGUGUGCUCACUGAAAACCAGGCAAAUUGCCCAUACUAUUUAUACAAUAAUGGAUUUUGAAUUAAUGAAUAGUGUAGUAGGAAGCUAUCUUAAACCUCCAGAAAGAAUGUUUGUUCCAUCAGUCACCCAGUAUGAAUCAUCGCAGAAUUGCCAUCCUGUGAACCUAGAAGUAACCUCCCCUAAAAUGCCUCAUAGUCCAAAUAGCCAAGCUCUUUUUUUAGCUCUAAAAACUCUUCAGGACAAGAUUCAUCGUUUAGAGUUAGAGAGAACACAAGCUGAAGAUAACCUGAACAUUCUUUCCAGAGAAGCUGCACAGUAUAAGAAGGCCUUGGAGAAUGAAACAAAUGAGAGAAAUCUGGCACACCAAGAACUGAUAAAGCAGAAAAAAGAUAUAAGUAUACAGCUAAACUCAGCCCAGUCUCGCUGUAUUCUUCUAGAAAAGCAACUAGAAUAUACAAAGAGAAUGGUUCUUAAUGCAGAGCGAGAGAAGAAUAUGGUCCUAGAACAACAGGCUCAGCUUCAAAGGGAAAAAGAACAAGAUCAUAUGAUGCUGCAUGCAAAACUUGAAAAGCUUGAUAUCUUAGAAAAAGAAUGUUUUAGACUUACAACGACUCAGAAAACUGCUGAGGACAAGAUUAAACAUUUAGAGGAAAAACUUAAGGAAGAAGAACAUCAGCGUAAACUAUUUCAAGACAAAGCUUCUGAGCUUCAAACUGGACUUGAAAUCAAUAGAAUUUUAAUGUCUUCCAUUUCAAAACCAAAAUACUCUAAGGAAAUGAAGAAAUCUUCAAAGAAAACUAAAUGUUUAAAGAGAGGACCACCUCAGCAAAUUUAUUCAAAGUUUGGAGCACUGCCUUUUGUGGCUGGGAAGUUGGCCAGUGCAAGCCAUUCUGUCAAUGCAAAUAUGCAAAACUUCCUGCAGAUAAUGCAACAUUGUGACCAACGCGCCCUUCCAAAGCGGUCUGAAGUUACUGAACCUAGAUGUCGCUGUAGGCCUAGUAGAAGACCUUCCCAAUGUAAAGCUGUAACUCCUGACUCAGAAAUGUCCAUUUCCAUUUGUGAUAAUUUGUCUGAACUUUUGAUGGCAAUGCAAGAUGAGCUGGACCAAAUGAAUAUGGAGCAUCAAGAAAUAUUGAAUCAAAUGAAGGAAACUGAGAGCCAUUCAGUCUGUGAAGAUAUAGAAUGUGAACUAGAGCAUUUAGUCAAGAAAAUGGAAAUUAAAGAAGAACAAAUUUCCAAACUGAAGAAGCAUCAAGACAGUGUCUGUAAAUUGCAGCACAAAGUUAAAAACUUAAAGAUGAAUGAAGCUUCAGGUAUUCGGCAAGAAGAUAGCAACCCUAAAAGAUCAAAGAACAUAAAAAAUAGUCCCAGAAAAUGUUUGCAUGACACUAACCCUCCACAGAAAAACAGCAGCCUUCCACCAAAACAAGUCCAUAAUCUUCUAAUGAAAUUGAGAAAAGAUGAUAUCUUGUGGGAACAGUAAAACAAUAGCAAAACUGUCAUCUUAAAUGAACUGUCAAUGAGAUCUUGAAUUGUCUGAAGUGGUUUUAAUUUAAUAUAUCUUUAUGAAAAUUUGAAUUAUGUUUCUAGCCUCUAUAAAGGGUAAAGUUGUAGUAUUUUUAAAUUAAUGUCUAAUAACCUGAGUCCCAAAUAAUAAAUGAUUGCUUUUUUGUUUUACUUACUGAUUUAAAUGCCUAAUCUUAUCAUGUUUUAGAAACAUUGUUCACUUUUACAGAUAUCUUAAGCUAAGUCUAAGAAAUUGUAUUGGUUUGACAGUACUCAAACUUCAGCUAAAUUUAAGGUACAAGUACCAUUCUAUUUUUUCAGUUGGUAAGCUUGUAAUCACUGUAAAAUGAACAGGGUACAGAAAAGUUCUAAUUGUCCCAGUGUUUCUUCCCUAUCUUGUUUUUGACUGUGCAGUACUUUUUUUCUUUGGAAAGGGAAAAGUUUAAUAGUUCUGCAGAUUUGUGAAUAGGCCAUUAACCAAAGUAACUCAUAGUUACUUAAUUUUUAGAAGACAACAUUAUAACUUAACUGCAAAAGAUUUUAUCUUCUGUUCCUAUUUUCUUUUAUAAAUCUUGUUGACACCAGUGAUCUAUUUUAUCUUACUACUUUAUAAUUACAACUUUUACUGACUUUUAUUCUGUGCAUUAUAUAUAACAUUCAUCAGUAUAAAUUGAUAUUGUGAUCUUCCAGGAUCCACGUAACUGACAUAUUUUUAAUAAGAAAGUAUAGGAAGAGGAAAUUGGGCAUUUCAUUACCUCAUCCAGUAAAGAUUCAGGGAAAUAUAGUGAUUUUACUUUUUUUUUUUUACUUUUAAACCAAUAUCAGAUAGAUUUCUUUGUUUAUGUAUGCUUUAUAGUAAAUUCAUUCUUCACCUAUCUUGCCAGAGCUUGUGGAAGCUGGUACUAUAUUCUGAUCUCUUUUGGUCUAUACGCAAAUCCCUUAGGGAUAGUUGGAGAAUUGGAGUCAUCAACUGAAGUAGGAAAGGUAUAAUAGAAGGGAGUAGUUCAGAGUAUAAGGUAGCAGUUUAAGAGCUGGAGAUUCCAAAGGGACAGAGUUGGAGUGGUACAUUUUUAUGGAAUCUUCUGAAUCCAUAGCUGGAGGAAUAUUCAAACUACAGGUAGGAGAGAAUUUUUAGGUCAGGAUCCUGGAGAGCUAGGAAGAGCAAUUUUUAAAAGGUAGUCUUUCUCUGUUCUCCUAGGAAAUACCCAAAACAUGUACGUAGGAGAAAGGGGGAAUUGUGGACCUUCUGGAGAGGAGGAAAAUUGUGCUUCAUUCAAUUAUGAGAAGAGGUACUAUAUUAGAAUUCCUUUCCAUAUCUGGAAGUGGGAGGUGAUUGAAAAUGGGCAAAUCAAUACUUGGAAUUGUACCGGAAAAUAAUUAAUAGGCAAAGAUAAAAGUUUAUUUUCCUCUGGUUUAAAUAGUACAUUGUCUUUCACAUGUUUUGACCCCCACCCUCCCCCAGUUAGCUCCUUCAAGCCCCAGAGAUGUUCCACAGAGUGCUUCAUCUAAAUGCUUUCAUCACUUUACCUACUUUUCUCCUUUGCCUUUCCUCCUCAAGAGUGUGAGUUCUAGUUUUAACUUAGCAGAAAUCCACCAGGACCAUAAUGCAGCUCCUUCUUUCUGUGGCUUUGUUUUUCUUGCACUUAAAAAGGUGGAUGAAUAUAUUUAGUUUACCAGUAAUAAAAUCAUUACUUGUGAAAUUUUAUUGCUAAAACAAAUCACCAUUAAAAAGUUUAGAGUCACUCUAGGAAUGGUUGAAUAUUUCAAUUAAAAAUUGGGAAUUUUCUUGCAAAAUCAGGGUGGUAUAGUAGGAAAAAAAGACUUCAGAAUUAGAAGAUUUGGAUUCAUAUCUGACCCUGCCAUUUGGUAGUUUGGACAAGUCAAAUAAAUUUUUUGAACUUUGGGUUUCUCAUCUAUAAAGCAGGGAUAAUACAAAUACUGACCUCACAGGGUUGUUAUGAGGAGUAAAGGAAAUAACGUGAAAAAGCACCCAGCAGAAGAGCUAGUACUAAGUAAAAACUCAAUAAAUGUUUGUUGAAACUAAGUGGGGAAAAAUAUUGUUGUAGAUCCUCAGUUUGCAUGGGUUAAAGCUGGAAAGCAGACCCCUAAUUGUAAUUCAUAAAAAUAGGAACAUUCCAGUUUAGUUGAUUUUUUUUUUUCUUUUUCUGUGGGCCUGGAAGUAAAUUGCUUUGGCUUGUUCCCUAGCUCAGGUUUCUAGUGGGAGGCCCUGGUGCAGACAUAUAUAAUCAUACACAGCUCCUUGGUUUGAAAUUUGUUUUGGUUAUUGGGAAGACAGUUAUUACUGAGAAACAAAAAAUGGAGUUUUGUUACUCCAUCACAGCUGCUAAAUUAAAAGUGUCUCUGGUUACAGACUGCCUGCUUGCCAGAGCCUUUGACUCCUCAGGGGGUGGAACAAGAUCUCCUUCCUGUAUGGGGCAUUCAAUGGUUAGUGUACAAGAGUUGCUGAGCAACCACACAGCUGUGCUCUGCCUAGCAGAAAAAUCACUAUGAUUUCGUUCACUUAAGUGAGGAACAGGUUUGUUUGUUAAUUAGAAAUUGAAAAAAAAAAAAAAAAAAAAAAAAGUAAUUGGAA